GCGAGUACCUGUCAAACAGUCUCCGGUUCUCCCCGGUGCGUUGCCGAAACGCCGGUCGGCUUCAGCCUCACAGGGACUCACGGCAGUCGUUGUCCCAGCUAUCACCCGUGACCCGGGAAAUAUUUAAACGGGACCUCACGGUAAAGGACCGAGGUCACACAGAGCGUUUGUUUUUAACCCCGGGGGAUUUAUUCCCCUCCGCAGCGGACUUCAUUGCAACGGACCGGAGCUGGAUGAAAUGAAAGUCGAACGUGGAUCCAGGCUGAAGGACGGAACAACAGGAGAAGAGAAGCCUGUAUUUGGGGGUUGAAUGCCAGUCUGACCUACAUACCGCAAAGCUGAAUGGACGCUCCUUCAGGACCACUCUGCUGCGUGGAAGCAUCUUACUGACUGACGUCCUGUGUAACCUUGUAACACAGUAAUAAGUGACCUUCAUUUUUAUUUGCUGCUGCAGAUCUGUCCAAAGCAAGACAUGUGAAUGUGGAUGUGAGAUGGAGACGGAGAUGCAAACCAUGCCUUGUGCUAAGAAGGGAACAUGAUAUACACAGCAUGAAUAUCAUUGCAUGCUGACGUUUUUGUAGGGCUCUAGGGUCAAGAGGAAGCAAAACAUAUCAAAGCAGUUGGCCUGAGAAUUCUCUUUGCUGAACCCUGCCCUGCCGUUUUCUCACGGGAUACCGCUAGAAUAUACACCAUAUCUUCUAUUUGGAUAAGCCUACAGCUCAUGGGGCCCACAGUGGAGCUGGGGUCAAAGGUCGACAGAAGAGCAGGGCUGAAAUGUCUUUCAAAGCAGAGCAGCCGGCAGAUGCCUUAUCCACAUGUAAGCAAGAGAUUCUAUUGUGAUCAUUAACUGCUGUAAUCAGCCGACAGUCAAGCAAUAAAACCUUCAAUUAAACACUUUCUGCUGUCAGACAUUAACUGUUGCCAGUAUGCUUCUAAACUGUGGCCAGUCAAUGCCUCUUCUGAGGCACACGGAUGUGCCAUCUCGGGUCAAAGAAAACUUCAUCUUGACCGGCUAUCGCUUCCCAAACUACAGCGUGAAGGAUUGCUUACUGUCAGCAUUCAGGCCUACCAAUGAGACAGGAAACUUCUGGACACACUUCCUGCCAGUUUUUAUCUUUGCAUAUUAUUUCGUGGAGGUAUUUGGUUGGGAAGGUGCGCCACACGCCGACUCCCCGUUCUUCUAUCCACUGUGGAACUACUUUAUUGGGGUCUUCUGUCUGUUAAUGGCUAGCAGCAUGGCCCACCUGCUCAACUCAAUGUCUCUGGUGGUGAGGGAAGUCUGCUUCUUUGUGGAUUACGGCACCAUCAGUUCCUACACAGUUGGCUCAUCUUUGGCGUACUACUACUACAUCCACCCUCGAGCAGGUAUAGUGGAGACAGGAGGCAACAAUGGCUCCCAAACGGACUUGAAAGAGGAACCUGCAGGCUCUCUAUCCUAUGCAAUCCCAGACUUCUGUGUGUUUUUUGAGAACUUCUACAUCCCUUCCGCAUGUCUUGUCGCGAUCAUUUGCGUCUUGUCUUGCUGCAAUACUCGACAGAGGUGGAGGCGGCAUCGAUACCUCAUCCGAACCUUCGUUUUCCUCCUGCCGUUCCUCGUCUCUUCCACGCCCAUUUUCUACCGCCUCCUCACCAGAUCACCUUACUCCACCACCUCCUCGUCCUUUGCGGCUUCCACCUCUACAGCCGGCUUCUUCUGUCGCCACUGCUUCUGGCUGCUGGUCUCAGCCGUGUUCAACAUCAGUAAGAUCCCCGAGCGGCUGGCCCCGGGGCGCUUCGACAUCUGGGGCCACAGCCACCAGUGGUUCCACUGCUGCACCUUUCUGUCCAUCCUGGACGAGCUCCACCUGAUCAAGGCCGAGGUGAAGGCCAUCCUGCUCAGCCCGACUCUGCUGCUGCCCCCCGCCACCCUCGCCCCCCUACCUGGACCUACCAUUACUUCAACCUAUGGGGUGAUGCUCCUCCUCCAGACCACCAUCAUCUCCGUCAUCGUGUGGUUCUCCUGGCAUGCCAACUGCAUUUUCGGACCCGAGAGAGACAAGCUAGCAAAGGAACACCCCAGGGAACAUCUCAAAUGCCACUGAGCAUUUCCUGUCCUGAAUUUAAAUCCCUCAUAUGUUCCAACCCCUUUAAGAGUGAUUUUCAGGCUGUAAUAGGCAGAAAUCAGGGACAACGAGAGAUGAGAGGAUUAUAUUCUGAGCUCACCACAUGGUGGCUGUCUGGUUGAGUGGAUAUUGAUGGACGUUGCCAGUUCUUUCCCCUGAGCUGCUCCUGCAUGUUCCAACAGGAUGCGUGAGCAGUGGCGAUAAUGACUACCUCUAGGGAGUGCACUGUACACUUGAGGACACAGGAAAGGUGUUGGUACCCAGCAGAACAUUUUCCACAUAACACUUGGUAAUGUGGUUUAAAUGUCAUUUACAGAAGUUGCUUAUGUGCAGUCUAGUAGUCCUUCCUGUUCCACUUCCCCUAACCUUGAACGUCAUAUUUCAAGAAGACCUGCACUAUGGUUGCAGUUGAACCCGCUGUUAUACAUUGUAUUAGGCUCAAUUGGCUUCUGGUGACCACACCUUCUCUUCCUCUUCCUUCCAUGAACGCUCGCACGCACUCUCAUUUCCUCUCCUUUCAAGUGACCCUUGCAGCAGGAAGCGCGGUGGCCUUGAUGACGCAACAGAAAUAACUGAGAGCUUAUAUCAGUCUUACAGUAAAGCACUUUCAAACCCGCUUUGUCAUUAAGAAGCCAUGCUAGCUUUUAACUUUAAAGAACGUGUAUCAUUACUGAAGCAGGAAAUGAUGUCCUGCUGAUGUGUUUUGUUUAUUCAAAAUGUGUAGUGUAUAUAUAAUGCGAUGACUAGUUCCCCAUAGAUGAUGUUCAAACGUGUGCUCUUGUUCAGAUUAAAUGCCAUGUCAAUCUGAAUUGUCAGUAUAAAAGCGUUCUCGACCUGGUACUCAAUCUGAACAUUCACAUGUCUAACAUUCAAAAAGAUUUCUAAGCAGUAGCUCCAUUUCAAACGCCUGCUUUGAGAUAUUUUUGGACAACGUAAGCAGAGAUUUCUUUUUAUGUUGUCUGAUGACCGCAGCCUUUCUGAGCAAAAGCCAUACUGGAACAGUGACAGUCCUGCAUCAGGAACUUCCUGGUUAGAUCUGCACUCGACAGUUAGAUCAGGUAAAUAACAAUUUGCACAUUUCAUUUAUUACUAAAACCUUCGAGUCAAAGAGCUGUUUUCCUACAAAUAUUGUAUACACCAGGCAAUCUUUAAAAAAACCAGAGGGUCUUUUUUUUGUAUGUUCUGAAUAUAUUUUAGUGACUCUUCUAUGCACCCAAUUAAAAAGUAAAAAUGUCCUUGCUCAAUUCGAUAACCAAAAUUGAAAGUUAAUUCACAGGUUAGGGCUGCUCAAUUCAUCGUAUUUUAAUCACAAUUACGAUUUUGGCUCGCAACGAUUAUGAAAACAACAUAAUCGAAAUAAAACGAUUAUUUAUUUUAUUUUAUUGGUUUUUCAGUUGAAUUAUACUUAAAGUUCAGGGUAAUCAACUGUUAAAAACAUGCUGUUCAAUUAUUUAUUUUUUUUAAUAAAUGGAUGUUUUCAAAGUAAAUGGAUAAUCGUUUUUAAUAAUCGUGAUAUCAAUUAUUGACCCAAAUAAUCGAGAUUAUCAUUUUUGCCAUAAUCGAGCAGCCCUAGGUUAAAUCAAUGUUGUGUUUUUAUUGUUUCAUACAAAAAUAUAUACAUUUUUAGUUUGGUUGCUAUAUUAAUUAUCCUGAUUGAUAAAACAGUCAUUGAACAAUUGAACAAUGUCUUCAGAACAACAUUAAAUGUUUUUAGGGCUAUCUGGGUUUUUAGAGAUGAUGGAGUAUUUAUCACCUGAACAGAAUGAAUGCUUCAUGUGUUCUGCAUUAUGGGACACAUCUCUCUCUUUAUCAGCUUCAGCUGCAUGAAGCAUGUGCGCCGUCUGCUGUAGGAUGAUCUCCUGCCUGCUAGACUGCUUCUGUCUUUAUAGAGUCCUGCUGGGUUUGGUUGUUUCAAAUAUUUGUUGCAAAUAUCUUUGACUGUGCUAAUUGUCUAUGUCCAUGUGUUUCAAGUAGAGGCACAGGGUUCGGGAGAAGGUGAAUUAUUGGUCAGUAACAGAUCAAAAGUACAGCCUUGCAGUUUCUAAUGUCUCAGCCAAAAAGAAAAAUGUCCGAACCUUCGUCAAUGAUGGCCGUUGGAUUUGGUCUGACAGGCUAAAGUGUGUUUUCUGGCUCAUCUUUUUGGGCGUUUUCAUUUCUGCUGGGUCACUUUGUGGCAUGUUCGAUUGCAUUCCGUAAAUGUGUUUUGUCUUUAACAAAAUACAUGGUUGAGAGUCCAUGAAAAAGCUCUGUGUUUACCUGAGCCUGACGAUGAAUGAAGAGGAAAUUGGACUUGAAUGCAGAAUUACCAAAAGGUCAUUUCUUUGUUCAGAGUUUAUUUUGCACUGAAAAUGUUACAUGAGCAUUAGUGGGAUGAAGAUGUGUUGUGUCUGUGUGUUUUCAUGCUGUUCUGUCCUCUGUGAUUAGGGAGGGAAUUCCAUCUAAAGUAGACUUGCAUGUUACGGUUACAUGUUGAUAACUCAUGUUGAUCACUGUCUAAUUUCAGAAAUAUGAUUAACACUGUAAGUUGUUCUCAUAUAUACUGCUGUGUUCCCGUGAACAAUGUUUAGAAAUGAUUAUGUUUAUUAUGUACGGCACUGGAAUGACUACAUGUGAUAAUAUAGCACUUUAAAUCUAGCAAGAUGUUCCUUUAAGGGUGGACCACUGUAUUAUUCAUUACAUUUCAGGUUUAGACUCUUUCAAAGAGUAGUCAGAGAAUCAUCAGAUUAUGAUGCGUCCGAUGUUUCUACCUCAAUAGAGCAUGUGUUGAAGAACCAUCGUCCGUCAUCAGACCUGAAUCUGUUGUACUGCUGUCUCUCACCCUGUCAUGUACUCAGGGGGACUGAGGAACUACUAACACAAUAUCUACACAUUUCAAUGAUCAAGUAGGGAGGGAGGAUAUGUAUAGAAUCUGCUAAUGCUGACAAACCCUCCUCCAGUAUGGAAAUUGAUGUAUCAAAUAGCUCUAAUUUGGAUGAUUUUAUUGAAUAAAUGAUGCGAAAAAGUUGCAA
Molecule: messenger RNA, 5110 nt
Organism: Gymnodraco acuticeps
Lineage: Eukaryota; Metazoa; Chordata; Actinopteri; Perciformes; Bathydraconidae
Gene: paqr9
Product: progestin and adipoQ receptor family member 9
Exons: 1
Coding region: 927-2081 (384 amino acids)
Cellular component (GO): membrane
Molecular function (GO): signaling receptor activity
Source: RefSeq, a predicted model, not a curated record